GCCCGCCGCAAGCUCGGCGUCGAGCCAAGCGAGCCGCUGCUGCUGACGGUCGACGUUCCGGCGACCCCGGCGCUCGGCGAGCCGUGCGCCUGGCCGCACGGGAUCAAGGCCCGUCAGAGGACGCUCUUCUGCGACAAGCACGAGGGCUUCGGCCACCUGUGUAACUGCUCCGACCCCGACCCGUUGCACUACCCGUUCCGGCCGCUCCUUCACAACCGGACGUUCCCGUACCCGAUCGCUGUGCUAGGGGGCGACCGGGGAACGUACCUCUACCGCAUGUUGCAGACGCUGCUGCCCAACCGCGGUCUGAACCGCACCCGGCUGACCAUCUUCAUUCAAGACUACCACGACCAGAUCCUGGAGCUGGCCGCGCUGCUGGACGUGCGGGUGGUGGUGCAGACGAUGGCAGUCGACAGGCAGAGCGCCAAGAUCAGCAUGAACAUGAAGAACGCCAUACGGACAUCGUUCGAGCUGUUUCCGGACGCUGACAAAAUGAUCGUCCUUGAAGACGAUCUCUAUGUGUCACCCGACUUCAUCAGCUACUUCGCCCAGACCGCACCGCUGCUGGACGAGGACGUGACGCUGUACUGCGUGUCCGCCUGGAAUGACAACAGCUACAGACACAGCUCCAAGGACCCAGCCCUGCUGUACAGGACUUCCUAUUUCCCCGGCCUGGGGUGGAUGAUGAAGAAAUCAGUACUGAUGGGCGAAAUGAUGCCGGCGUGGAAAGCGGACUGGAAGGACUGGGACUGGGACAUGUGGUUCCGCACUGAAGUAGUGUCGCUGUACCGGGAGUGUAUCAUCCCGGACGUGUCGCGCACCUACCACUUCGCCUACCUCGGCGGCCACGUGUACAGCUUCCUGCAGCUGCAGUACUUCUCCGACAAGUCACUCAACACGCUGCCGGAUGUCGAGCUGUACAAUGUCUCUAGCAUGACUUACCCAAACUACAGGAGAGCUAUGUACGAGAUGAUCCAGAAGAACCUCCGCCUGCCGCCUGGGAAGGUUUACUACCGGACAUGCUUCGAUAUGUUCCCCGUGACGGAGGACCCCGAGGAGAGGAAGAAAACCUACGUGAUCAUUUUUGAAAUGAAACACGCUUACGACCGUGCCGCCAUACAGAACGUACUGACGUGCCUGGGUUUGUGGGAUACGGAUGUGCGAGGCGAGCAUCAGGGAACCUGGAGGUUCCACAUCAAUGGCAACCCAGUGAUGGCCGUGGGCGCGCCUUACUCGGAGUAUGCUGAGAGCGUGAUGGGCGCCAUUGGAAUAUCACCGGUUUUCGACUUCAAGCAAUACAGCCUGACCAGAACAAGACGUCCCGGAUCUAACGGCGAAAAUCCCAAGGUCGUGACCUUCGGCGUUCCCGACGAAGAGUAUGAGGACGACUACAACUCCAAAAUGUUCACCUAUGAUCAUGAUUCAGACUACAAUGCUGCUUCAAUGGUGGAAUAAUGCGACCAGUUAGCUGAAAAGCAGCUGCAUGAACUCAUUCAGCCUGAUAUACGCCAUUGGAAACCUGUUAGCCUGGAACCUGAAAGCCUGUUAAACCGAUCGCUAAGUAUGUACGUGCAUUGCUCCGUGCCAUAGCUGUGUCGUCUAUAUGCCAUGCUUACAUUAAGUGCCUUCAUGUGUACGGUAGUGAUCGGCGACCGCUUUAAGGUGUCGGUUAGUGCGCAUUGUGCAACAAUAAAAC
Molecule: messenger RNA, 1696 nt
Organism: Pollicipes pollicipes
Lineage: Eukaryota; Metazoa; Arthropoda; Thecostraca; Pollicipedomorpha; Pollicipedidae
Product: protein O-linked-mannose beta-1,2-N-acetylglucosaminyltransferase 1
Exons: 13
Coding region: 277-1455 (392 amino acids)
Biological process (GO): protein O-linked glycosylation via N-acetylgalactosamine
Cellular component (GO): Golgi membrane
Molecular function (GO): beta-1,3-galactosyl-O-glycosyl-glycoprotein beta-1,3-N-acetylglucosaminyltransferase activity
Source: RefSeq, a predicted model, not a curated record